Musca domestica (house fly) is the source of this 5460-nucleotide messenger RNA. RefSeq names its product trichohyalin-like. Lineage: Eukaryota; Metazoa; Arthropoda; Insecta; Diptera; Muscidae. The record is from RefSeq and is a predicted model, not a curated record. The transcript is spliced from 2 exons. The coding region runs from base 256 to 4293 and encodes 1345 amino acids.
UACUCCAAUUAAAUUGCCGUCAAAAAAAUAUUUCUGCGUUAAGGAAUCUUAGAGUAUAAAAGGAGUUGGAAAAUGUUGGCAGGACCACAGUCACUGUAACGACUUCGAACGAAAUAAAUCGAAUAUAAAGAGAGUACAAACGCGACAAAAGUAAAUAUUUAAAAGCAAAUCGAAAAGUUUUGAAAAUAACUCAAUUUGUUCAUAUCCGCAAAAGUAAAAGUAUCGGAGAAGUUAAUUUCAAUUUUGAAAGUGAAAAUGUUAUUUGGCUCCUGGCAGUUAAAAUCUGCUUUAAGCCUUCUAUUGUUGGUUCCUAUUUUUGGUCAACAUCUUACUCGAACAUGUGAACGAGACUAUUGUUUUGAACGAAAUGACCCUGGCAUAGCAUGGGAAGUGAAAUCGCCUGACAGCUUAAUCAAUCGCCAUAUCAACAUCGUCGACAACCGAAUUGUUAGAGAACGAGCUCAGAUUCUUGAUCGCACCGAUGAUACUAUGCGGCAAUAUCGGGAAGAGAGAGAAUCUCGAUCUCCGGAUGACCACAUAAACACUAGAAAUGCUGAUCGGAGAAUUACACGAGAACGCUUAGAAGACCGACGUGAUGGUCAAGGUGUGGAACAAGAUCAUGAAAAUCGUUAUCGUCGCGAUGAAAAUAUAUCUGAACUGCGAAACCCUAAUGAGCAAGAAAAUCGUCGUAUUGGACAACAUAGCCAACGAACUGAAAAUCCCAUGGAUAAUGUUGUUGACUCUGAAAGGUCCCGGCGAAUUACAAAUCGACGCAGUGAAGAGAGAUUGGAACACGAAAUCCGCGAAAAAACUGCAUCACGUCUCAUAGAAACCCGAAGAAUGUUUGAAACGGAGGAAAAUGUUUCACUUCGAGAAGAAAGGCUACAAAGAAAUGAUCGAAAUGAAGAAACCUCGCGACGUCGGGAAGAGCGUAAAGAAGAGAAUAAUCCAAUCAAAUCACAGCAAACUGGAAAUUAUCGAAUUCGACAUGAACGAAAUGCUUAUAGGCAGGAGUUGGAACGUGACGUGCAGACCAGACGUGAACUUAAAACAGAACGAGAUGCACGGCGAUUUGACUCCAGGAAAGCCGAUGAUAAAAUUGAAUUGAGUGGACGAGAACGAGAUGCCCGAGAAGAAACACGUCGAAUUGAAUCAGGACGCUCUAGCGAUCGUAUAAGCGAAUUUCGUCAAAGACGUGACGAAAACAAAGACACCUCCUUGCAAGUUGAAUCACGGCGAGCUAGUGAUAGUCGACGUGAAGUUAGGGAGACUCGAAACGACGACAGGCAAGAAAAACGCGAGCGCUUGGAAAGAACCUCUAUUCGAGACGAUUGUUAUGAUGAUGAACGAUAUAAUAGGCAACAGCACUCCAAUGAAGUUGAAUCGAAUCGAAUUCGUGACGAAAACAAAGACACCUCCUUGCGAGUUGAAUCACGGCGAGCUAGUUAUAGCCGACGUGAAAUUAGAGAGAAUCGAAACGACGAUAGGCAAGAACAACGUGAACGCACGGAAAGAACCACAAUUCGAGGUGGACGUGUUGAUGAAGAACGAGAGAAUAGGCAAGAAGAGCUACGACGCUCCAAUGAAGCUGCAACCAAUCGAAUUCGUGACGAGAACAAAGACACCUCCUUGCGAGUUAAAUCACGGCGAGCUAGUGAUAGUCGACGUGAAAUAAGUGAGACUCGUAUCGGUGAUAGACAAGAACAACGUGAACGCAUGGAAAGGGCCUCAAUUCGAGAUGAUCGUGACAAUGCACGAGACAACAGGCGGCAAGAUCAUCGGCGAUCCAGUGCAGAAAAAUUCGGUCGAAUUCGUUUGGGUGGACAAAACGAAGAAUCAAAAUCACGAGUUGAAUCUCAGCGAUCUAGCAACAGGGGACUUCGUGCUUUAAAUGAACGUAAUGAGCAAAGCCGAAAGGAUUCCCAAAAUUUGGUUGAAACGGAUUCCGAUCGUAUUCGUGAUGUUCGACAACGGCGAGAUGAAAAUAAAGACAACAUUUCCCGAGUUGAACCAAGGCAAUCUAUCGACCACGAUCGUGAAAUUAGAGAUACACCUGGCUAUGAUAAACUGCAAGAACGAGAACGCAGGCAAGAGGUCUCAAGACGUAUUGAAUCUGAACGAUCAGCUGCUGAAAGAAUUCGUGAAAUUCGAGAGCGACGAGACGAAGAUAAUACGGAACGAAGCAGUCAACGAAUUGAACGACAACUUCAAGUACACAAACUUCGCAACCAGAGGAAAGAAGUCUCACGAAGGGAAGAUGUCUCCCAAAGGGAAGAUGUCUCUCGUCCUGAAAGAAUUCGUGAAGUUUCAGAGAGACGAGGCGAAGACAGUAGGGAACGAAACUCUCAACGAUUUGAAAGAGAAAAUGAAGCACAGGAACAGAGCGAACGACGAAGGGAAGAAACCUCACGACGAGUUGAAUCUCUAAGAUCUGAUAACGGUAUAAUUCGUGAAGUUCGAGAAAGGCGUGACCAGGACAACAGAAAUGAAGAACGUGAGACUCGUAUCCGACAAAAUGAAAACAGCCUCGAACGAAGACGUAAUGUCCAAUACCGUAAUGCUGAUGAUAGACUGGCUAGACGUGAAGAACGCUCCCUAGAAAAUAGAGACAAUCGUCUUCGUGAAAUUCAACAACGACGUAAUGAGAACGAAGAAAGGACAUUGCGGGAAGAAAGCACCUCUCGGCGAGAAAAGAGCGAUCGACGAUCAAUUGAAAUUCGCGAUGUAGAAAACAGAAGCGGAGAAAACAAUAGGAAUUCCGACAAUGUUCGCAACGAACGUGAACGCCGUAACCAUGAAGAUGAACGAAAUGUUCGAGACGAAGACUCUGCAUCCAAUCGUCAAAUCGUCGAGCGACGUCUUGAAAAUAACCAAAGGCAAACCGAUCGUAUCGAAAGAGAAAUAAGAGCUCGUGAAGUUCGACAACGACGAGAUGACAAUAAAUCCCGAGCACAUCCAAAUGCGUUAAGGGAAGAUCGCUCUGAGAGCAGGCAAGCGGAAUUCGAGCGAAAUAACGAAAGCAGACGGCAAAUCGAAACACGGCGUUCGAUUUCUUCAGAUGAAAAUAUUCGUGAUGUAGAUGAACGCCGUGAUGUGGGUGACAGGGUUUCCAACAAUGUACGCCAAGUUCGUGAAGUCAACCGUGAAGACGCACAAAAUGUUCGACUAGAGAGAUCCCCAUUGAAUCGUGAAAUUAGAGAAAGCCGAGUAGAUGAUAGGCUUGUUAGCAAUAAGAGAGAAACCGAACCUGGAUCUAAUAAUACCGAAAGAGAAAUGAAUCGUGAAAUCCGAGAAAGACGCAAUGACUAUAUCGGCAAUAGGUUCGAAUCGCGAAGUGUUAACGACAUUGAUCCCGAAAGGAUUCAUGAUCGACGUGAACGAGAACUCGCUCGUCGAAUGGAACGCGAGGAACCGGAAUCACGAGGAACAAGUGAUGAUGAAUUUGAAAGGAACAACGAACGGGGAAUUGUUCGUAAAGAAGAACAUGAUGAUUCUACCAGAUCAGUGAAAAGAAAUCGCGAGGUCCGAGAACAAGGUAAUGAUAAAGAAACUCGUGAAGCUCUUGCUAGACGCCACGAAAAUGAAAGACGCGAUGUUCGCUCAUAUGAUAUCGCACGGCAUCAGCACGCUGAAGAAGAACAUCGUGAAAUUCGCGAGAGACGUGAGGAAACUAGGCAAAACCGUGAAAUCCUCAGUGAAGAUAACAAUCAACGAGUUGAAUCAACGGACAGGGAUGAAAAUAUCAUAUCAAGGCAAGAAAUUGAUGAUGAUCGUGAAACUCAGGGUCGCCAUACUGAACGCAUUAGCCGAAAUGAUAUUUCACGACGAUCAAACGAAAAUAGAUCUAGUAUCAGUCGUACCCAACGCGUUUAUGAAAGGCAGGAACGUGAGUCAAGACGAUUAGUUGUAGAAGAAAAUGAACAUCUGUCGAAUCGACGGAUAGAAAAUACCAGGGAUAGCCGUGAUAGGAACUUCGAGUUUAUUAGAUCACCAAGGGAUGCAAAUGAAGAACGUCGUCAACGAGUUGAGUCCCGCGACCAGGAACGUUUGCAACGUAUAUCAGCUGAAAAUACAAGAAACCAUCUGGGUGAAAACGAGAAUCGUAACAUUCGCUACCUUGAAGAAGAAUUUGUAGUAGAGACUUCCCUAUCAUUUAAGAGGACAUAUGUAAUGCUGGGACAAGGCUUAAUCCUAUCUCUCAUUGUGGCUCAAACACUAGGCGGCAAAAUGAUAAUGAAAUACCAAAAUAUUCCACAAAAGUUACGAGACACUUUGGCUUUAUUAGGAUUUUAAGGUAUAAAUGAAUAUGGACCACACGAAAUCAACGGAAUAAUGUGACUACACUUGGAUAUGAUUCUUUAGAAACACUGUACGUUUUUUAAUUUGAUUUUAGAUUUUCGUUUUUUCUUUUUUGACCCAAACAUGUAUUUUAAAGCAAAUGUGUACCUAAAAGCAAAGUAAAUAUAUCCUUAAAUAAAAAUCAGCAGCAGUUAUCCAAUAUUUUUGUGUUAUCCGUAAAAAAAAUUUGUCAGCAAUGAGUUUAACAAUUCAAAGAGUUUAAACAAUAUACAUGUAUAUAUACAAACAAUAUUCUAUAUUUAAUUGUAAUAAAACAUCAUUCUACGCAAAUAAAUUAUGAAACAAGCAACAUAAAUGUUUAUGUAUUUACUUCUUAGAACUUAUUAGAGGAAGUGCUUAAUGCCGUGUGAGUCUAAAUUAGUUCAGCUUUACUGACAUGAAUCUUUUUUGAUACAACUUAUACAAUUUUCGAUAAAUCGGGUAAGGUUCCCAUUCAAUCUUUCUUAGAACCAUAAAACAGUUCCAUAUAUCCAUACAUGGACCGUUUGACAGUAUUUUUGGGUUUUCGACUGCCAAAAAGUUGUAUACGUCGAAAACUUGUAAUAUCUGUGUAAAACGUCAUAAUUUCUAAAAUAAUGUACAUACUAUACAUCCAAAGUUGGUUGAUAAACGUUAAGGUUGUAUUAUUGCAAGGCCGCUGGUCAUAAUAAUAGCCUUCCAUAGAAAUAUUUUCCAUUGAAAAAAUUUUUAAUAACUAACCGAACUGGCAUUAAGGUUCAAUAAAACGGCGUUUUUUUUUUUUUUGUUUGUUUUCCUAGAAUAUGUUAAACGUUAGCAUUCGCAAUUUUUGAUCCAUAUUCAAGGUUUAAUGUAAAAAUAUAAACGCCUAGAAGUAUGCUUUCAAUUUCCAUUAUAAAUUUAACAUUGCAAAAGUAAGCAAUUCUGAGCCAGCAUUUGCUUGUGACCUUAUAUUCCUUAUAUUGCUAAAAUGUAGGUGUUUUUAAUUCAAUAACACUCGAUCCAAAUUACAAAAUCUCAAAAUGAUUCCAUUCUAUUAACAUUUUUCAACUAGUACAUUUACUACAAUACUUCCCGCAUUUCGUUACUAUAACUAAACACUGCACUGAAAACCAACUUCAUCCGCCUCCAAUAAACACAACA